AUAAUUUUGAUAAUUCACAUAAAAGUUUCUUAUGACCAGAAUAUUUCAUUGAUUUUUUAUGUGAAAGAUGGAUCUCAUGUAAGGCUGUAAAAUAAGUCUUGUGUUUACAUUACCACCUUGAGACAGUACACUGCAGUACAAAAGGUGCACGUACACCUCUGAAAUAACUUUUCUUGGAUUUGAGGAGAACUAAUAGAGAUCAAGGUAUGAGAAAGCACUAGUUUACGCUACACCAUGUUGGUUAGAAAAACCUGCCUCCUGGGCCUGCUGGCAUGUUCGUUUGGAAAAUCCCCGCUAGAUGGGGUUAGUGCAACCAGUGAAAUAACAACAGAAUCGGAUAAUCUAGGGGAUAAUUCAGCUUCUGAUUCAAACUACAGUCCUGUGUUCUACACUGCUGAGGUCCCUGGCAUACCUAAUUUCUCUCCUCUGUAUGACAAGCGUCCUAAUGAUAAACUGCAUUAUGUCACCCGCCGAGCUUCGGAGCCGGAGUUAAUGUCCGCCCCCAAGCCUGUCAUGGUAAAACCUGACUCCAUCCCUGCCCUGGAGCCUCCCAGCAGCCUUGAGGCGGAGUCCGAUCAGAACGUAGCUGAGUCCAGAUAUGAGAAUAUGCAGGUAUCCUACAAGAAACCUCCUCAUAGACCUAAUAAACCCCGGCCUAGGCGUAAAGGUCCGAGUGUAGAUGUGGUGCACCAGGAAACUAACAGGAGAAGUGGGGAUUCAACUUACAAGGUAUACGACCCCCGUGCUCCACCAGACUCUAUCAGUACAACCCCCAGGGUGUAUCCAGUACCCCUGGAGUUUCUGAACCAGAUCCCGGGAUCCAAACCAAACCUGGAGUUUCUAAACCAAAUACCUGGCUCCAAACCAAACCUUAACUUCAUUCCCUCAUCACAGAUCGAAAAGGUUGUGAACGGGAUCCCAACAUUGGUCCAUCAUGAUUCACAUUUUACUGCUGAGGAUAAUUCUGAUAUUCCUGGACCUCCCUACGCUCAGUAUUUACAAGAACCAGUUCUCCCGCCUGUGACACCUAAGGUAAUAUAUCGAGAUGAAUACCCAAGCCCUAAGCCGAAGCUAGAAUCUGCCUACCCUACCCAGAGCCUAGGCCUACCCCCGGCAUAUACUCCACAAGCCAAGGGCCUAGCGCCUCCGUACCCUCCUAUACCCUACCAUGAUUCUAGGCUUACAUCACCCAGAACUGUUAGUGUGAGUACACCUGGGUCAUCAGGAGCACUUAACCUAGGCAGUACAGUACAGCCCGGUAGUACAGUACGUCAAGCAGAAGACUCAUCAAGUGACAAAGCACUACGUUACAUAGAACCUCCACAACAGGCGUCUCUUAAUUUCGACAAUACCUAUCCUACUCCUACCCCGUAUGGAGUUCCUACUCCCUACUCCAGUCCGUCUCCCUACCCACCGACCACGUAUAAAGUCAAGAAGGGAGGAAAACCAUCCUUUGGAUAUUUCCCCCCCGCCAACAGGGUCAUGCCCAGAGUUAGUCACAUUGAAGCCGAAUGCAGAGAUGAUUUUAUGAAGCUAAGAGUUGCUUUCAAUGAUUCUUUUGCUGGACUCAUUUAUUCUGCAGGUUACACCCAUGACAAUGAUUGUAUGUACAUCAAUGGUACGGGAUCUAAUGUGUACGAGUUCUAUAUACAACUGAACAGAUGCGGAACACUGGGUGGCUCAGAUCAUCAUAAGAGAGACGUGGCCAAUAAACAAACAACGAAAAACUUUAUGUGGAACACAGUUACAAUACAGUAUAACCCAAUGAUUGAAGAGGAGUGGGAUGAACAUUUUAAAGUAACAUGUGAAUACGGAUACGAUUUUUGGAAAACUGUCACUUUUCCAUUCCUGGAGGUUGAGACCAAUACAGCAGAUCCUGUUGUGUUCACUUUAACCCCACCAGAAUGUUUUAUGGAGAUAAGGAAUGGAUAUGGAUUAACAGGUACCCGAGUAUCCGGCCCUGUACAUGUAGGAGACCCUGUAACCCUCCUGAUCUACAUGCGCUCCCAGUGGGAUGGGUUCGACAUGGUAGUCAAUGAUUGUGUGGCGCACAACGGAGCCAACAAGAGGAUCCAGCUUAUCGAUCAUAAUGGAUGUCCAGUUGACGAAAAAUUGAUUGCGAAGUUUCAGGGUACUUGGGCACAUCAGGACUCAAUGUACGAAACUGUUAUCUACGCAAACAUGAAAACUUUUAGGUUUACUGGAACCCCAGCUCUCUAUAUAGAAUGUGAUAUACGAAUGUGCCACGGUUCCUGUCCGACUCCCUCUUGUAACUGGAGAGAUGGAUUACAGAAAGUUCGAAAAAGAAGGAGUGCUGACAACUCCACCAUGUCUGACGAGGACCAAGAGGACGACUAUGAAGAGGGUGAAGAGGAUGAUGAGGAGAAGGACCAGAGGAAGACGACAACAGUUCCUCCAGGAACUUUAGGGGAGAAACCGUUUUCUGAAUCUCUCAGUCUUUUUCAAUCAUUACAGGUUUUAGCUAAUGAGGAAGAUGAAAAAGCUUUCAGAAAUCAAACUUUAAAAGGUGUACCUCUGUCAGAAGGAGAGGUCUGUCUAUCUACACUAAUAUUUACCACACUGUGUGGUGGGGUGUCAGCCAUACUUCUAUAUUUACCACACUGUGUGGUGGGGUGUCAGCCAUACUUCUUCUUUCAG
Molecule: messenger RNA, 2658 nt
Organism: Eurytemora carolleeae
Lineage: Eukaryota; Metazoa; Arthropoda; Copepoda; Calanoida; Temoridae
Exons: 22
Source: RefSeq, a predicted model, not a curated record